AUGAUAUCUAAAUAAAUAAUUAAAGUAGCUUUCAUACUUUAUCUGCUCUCUAUUUUAGGAUGUUGCUUGGCAGAAUAAUUUGAGAGUGAUCAUGAAGCAACAUUGUUCUCUUUUCUUUAAGAUAAAGAAAUGAUAAGAGCUGAUGAAGACUUAGAUGUAGAUUAUCAUAGAACACAUCAUCAUGAAAAUAAAAUAAAAUCUAGAUAGGUAGUGUAUUGGUUGGAUAAUGAAUAAGACUUGAAGAAAAAUAAAAAAUUAGGUAAAAAAAUAUCUAAGUAAAUAAAAACUAAGGUAUCAUUCUUGUUGUAUGAUGACUAUGAAACUUUUUACAGCGAUAUUAAAGGUUUAGAUAACAUGUUUGUCAAUUUGUACGUAAUUUUGAAUGUAGAAUAAGCAAAAUAAAAAUUAAUAGAUGUACAAAACUUAGUCAAAAACUAAUAGACUAUCAACUUCUAAAAAAUAAUAUGCUAUUCAGAAGAUUGGUAGAAUGAAUAAAAUUAAUUAUCUAAUGAUGAGAAGUAAAUUAUCCAAUCAAAUUCCUAGCUAAUUACUACUGAAUAAGAUCUUUAAGCUUAUUUCUAAAACGAAUCUCUUGUUUUCUAAUUUAUCAAUAUAAUUCCCUUUUAAUUUAUUCCACUUUAUUUGGAUGAUUAUAAAGAUUAUUUGAAACUUCAAAGACACUAUGUUAAGUAAGACUUUUCUAAGUAUAGCUUAGAAUCUAUCUAAAAAUCAAUUCAUGAAGGUAUAUAAGUGCUUUAAACAUUGAAAGGGUUCAAUUUAUACACAAACUAAACAUUUGAUCAAUUAGAGAGUUCUUACAAAGAUUCGUUUUCAAAUAUAACUAAACUACCUGAUGUAUAAAGCAAAAGUAAGGCACUCCUUAAGAUGUACACUGAUUAAGGAAAUUAGUUUUAUGGUGUUCUUAACUCUGCUCUUAACUCUCUCAAUGAAAAUGUAUUGAAGCCAUUCAAACCUAUGAUAGGAUACUUUGGUGUAGGAUUCACUCAUUUUGAUGAAAUGAAAGAGUUCAGAAAUGGCCUUGGAGAUUAUGGAAAUGAAUUAAAAAAUUACUUUGAUUAUAAAAAUAAAAGUUUCUUGUUAUAUAGAGGCACUACUAUUUCAAACUAAAUGAGACAUUUCUUGACAAAUACCACAAAUAUUGGAAGAUAUAUUGUUAUGGCAGCUUUCACUUCUACUUCCUCAAAUCAAACUUAAGCUGUCAGCUAUUUACAAAGAAAACCUGCUGACUAGAGACUCUUACUAGAAAUAACUCAUUCUUAUAAAAAUGAUGAUGAAUUCUAAUAUAGACCUAGAUCUAUCUCUAUUAUUUCAGAAUAUCCUGAAGAAAAAGAAUACCUUUUCCCUCUAUUUUCGGUAUUUUAGGUAUAAAAAUACUAUUUUGAUAGCACAAGGCAAGUGAAUGUGUUAGAAUUAACUUACAUCCAUAGUUACGAUAAGCUUAAAGAAGACACAAAUAAGAAAUCUUAAUUCCUUAUGAGAAAAAAAAUAGCACAUGUUAUAAGGAAUAAUAAUUCAUGA
Tetrahymena thermophila SB210 is the source of this 1539-nucleotide messenger RNA. RefSeq lists its product as hypothetical. The record is from RefSeq and is a predicted model, not a curated record. The transcript has a single exon. NCBI's taxonomy places the organism in Eukaryota, Ciliophora, Oligohymenophorea, Hymenostomatida, Tetrahymenidae.